Oppiella nova is the source of this 2169-nucleotide messenger RNA. The record is from the annotation of a GenBank genome assembly. Lineage: Eukaryota; Metazoa; Arthropoda; Arachnida; Sarcoptiformes; Oppiidae.
GUGAGUGUGUGGUGAAUGCCAGGCCUGUAGUGCCCAUCAGCCCAUCAUAUAAGCAUAAGCCGUAAUCCUAGCCAUACCUGACAUACCUGUGCUCUAAUACUACGCAAUGGACACACAGUGCAUACAAUUGCAUCACUACUACACCACUACUCUCAUAUAAUCGAUGACUGCUUUCAAUGAACACUUGAUUGUCAUUCACUACCAAUCGAUUGAGUUUGGGAACUAAUUUCGCUAAUCAUUCAAAACCAGUGACUCUUUGCUGACCAACACUUGAAUGAUAUAAUAAUUAUAUGAAUAAUAAUAACUACAGUACUGUAUAACUACUGUAUAACUAUUAAUAUAUUCAUAAACUCAUUGAAUAUGAAGUGGUAAUGAAUAUGAAUACUGGAGUAAUAGGUGUUUGACAGCAAUUGAAUGGUUAUGUUAUAAGUUAUAAGUGAAGCACUGAUCCAAAGACAGAGAUAAUUGGUAUUGAAUUACACGACAAAUAUGUCACAAAUGAUGGACCAAUUCGUUCAGUCAAACACCACAACCAGCCCUUCAGGAGCUCAGACCCCCUCACCUGGUGGUCAGCCGUACGUCCGUAUUGUGGAGCAGCCGGCGAAGUGUGCGCUGAGGUUUCGGUACGAGUGCGAGGGUCGCAGCGCCGGCAGUAUUCCCGGUUCGGGCGCCACCGCCGACAACAAGACAUACCCGACUAUUCAGGUGUGCGGCUACAGGGGUCAGGCAGUGGUGGUGGUGUCGUGUGUGACCAAAGAGCAGCCCUACCGCCCCCACCCACACAACCUCGUGGGCAAAGAGGGCUGCAAGAAGGGGGUCUGCACUCUCGUCAUCAACAACCACGACAUGAUCUGCUCAUUCACUUCACUCGGCAUUCAGUGCGUCAAACGCAAAGACAUUGAGGACAGCCUUAAGCUCCGCGAGUCCAUCAAAGUCGACCCCUACAGGACCGGUUUUAGCCACAAAUCGCAGUCAUCAAGUAUUGACCUAAAUGUGGUCCGACUCUGCUUUCAAGUGUUCAUCGAAGGCCCAGAAAAAGACAAAUUUACGGUUCAAUUGCCGCCAAUUGUUUCCGAUCCUAUUUAUGACAAAAAGGCGAUGACUGAACUGAUAAUAACGAAGCUCUCGCACUGUUCGGCGCCGUGCAAUGGGGGCCAAGAAAUGAUACUACUGUGCGAUCGGGUCACCAAAGACGACAUUCAGGUGCGCUUCUUCCAGGAACUCAACGGUCAAGUGGUUUGGGACGCGUUGGCCGACUUCGGACCCGGAGAUGUGCACAAACAGGUGGCCAUAUGUUUCCGGACGCCCCGCUAUUUCAUGGAUAACCUGACACAACCCGUGUCAGUGCAGCUCCAACUGCGGCGCCCAUCAGACGGUUGUCUCUCUGACGCCCGUGUUUUCCAACUGUUGCCCAAAGAGGUGGAUCCGGACGGACUCACCCGUAAGCGCCAGAAGAUUGAUGAAGGCUUUGAGCGCUUUUUGCGUGAAAACUCUCUGCUCCCAGGAGUGAGUGCACCACAAACUACUGGCCCCAAUACGGCCACAGGUAUUGCCGGUUCAGCUAUUGUUAGUCCGGUGUCACCCAAACGCGAAGUGAUUCACGUGCCCCGACUCACCGCUAAUAUUAAAUUGGAACCAAUGAGCACAACAUUAGAUACUCAACAAGCAUUGAAUACCACACCUGUGCCACAGACUUCAUGGACUACCAGUUCUUCACAAUUCAUGCCAUUAUCGCAAACCCCGCAACAGACCAGACCUCAAAUGGAUGUACUUUUAGGACAAGGCUAUAGACAGCCAUCGCAGAUAUCAUCACAGCUCUCGUCCCAAAGCCUAUCCCAGUGCUCAACACAAUCCGAGUUCUUGUUGCCUAACAUUCCGGUGGCGGUCGACAUGAACGCAUCGAAAUCGCCCAAAGGGUCGUCGCCUACACUGACAACACUAUUAGCGGCACAACCAGUGAUGUCGACCCCACCACUCAUGGCCAUCGACCUGAAUGCUGGCAUUAUCUUUGAUAACGCCAACAGUACUCUUAACACAAAUACCAUUGUGCGGAUACGGCGUCGCAGACCCACUGGUGGCGCCCUCUUCGUCGUCACCGUCGGCCCCGGGAUUCACGUCAGGUAUGGUCUGCGCGAUGUCUCGCAAGAAGUGGAACUCAUCGCAGCUUAG